This is a messenger RNA of Rasamsonia emersonii CBS 393.64, 2841 nucleotides long. RefSeq lists its product as uncharacterized. NCBI's taxonomy places the organism in Eukaryota, Fungi, Ascomycota, Eurotiomycetes, Eurotiales, Trichocomaceae. The coding region runs from base 1 to 2841 and encodes 946 amino acids. Gene Ontology annotation, biological process: eisosome assembly. The transcript has 3 exons. The record is from RefSeq and is a predicted model, not a curated record.
AUGGCGACCCGUAUUGCUACUCCUACCCCUACAGCGGCUGCUGCAUGCACCUGUUGCGAUUCAUGUGCUGCGGCAACAGCCAAGUUAGCAGACCAUGCUACCCCUCCUCCUCCCGGUCUCACCCUAGCCUCUGCAAGCACUGCAGCCAGCCUUGCCCAUGCCAACAGGAAACCUGUCGAGUUCUGGAGACCGGGGAAGCAGCCCGAUGCGGAGAAGGCAGCCUUCCUCGCCAGAGGAUAUCAGUUCCUUGAGCCACCGGCCGUCAGUACAAAAAGCUCCGAGAUCUACAAAGCAGCCCUUUCCGCAGCACGGGAACGUGUGACGGCUCCGUCUCCUCGAGUUGGAGCUCCUGACCAAGGUUACGACCAAUCCGCGGCCGGGCAGGUCAUGAUGGCCGGUGGACGGGGAGCAGAGGAGCCUACAGCCGUUGAGACGGACGGAGGUGCUCUCACUGCCGCCACUGGCGCUGUGUCCACUCGAUGGAGAGCGGAUUCCGCUCCCAUAAAACCCCAGUUCAGGCAACAAGCUGCCUAUGCUCUUACUGCUGCCACCAUUUCCCACCGGGCCAGUUUAGGCGCGGAGGUUCUGGACAACCUUGAGCCGUCCAUGGAGGCUGCGCGGAUACACAACAUUGCCAAAACAAAUGCCCAACUCUACACCGCAUCUCCCCCGGUGGGGAUUGAGGUGGCAGAGCAGAAGCAGAGAGACACUCUUCGAGCGGCCGCAAUUUCCAUGGCCAAAGAUAUGUACGCGAUCGCCACAGCCAAGGAAGGACCCGAAACGUCAAGGCCUGCAAGCUCUCUCGCUCAAUAUCGUCAGUCCCGCCGGCUCUCUCAGUCGCAGUACUCCUGGACGACCGGUGAUGAACGCGGUGUGACCAGAGCGCCGCUAACUCUGCAUGAAGCAGCCCAGAAGAUCGCGACCGAAAAGCUAGCUAAGAUGCAACGGAAUGACCUGGCUUACCAUCAGGAAUACUACGGUACCGGUCCAGCUGCCCGAUCUCGCUUGACGGUGUCGCGCCGGCUGAGGAGAAGGACAUCGAGCGAGAGCGAUGCGUCUCGAGCCGAUUGGGAACGAUCCAUGCAGAUCCGGCACCAGAUGUCGUCCUUACAAAGCCGGCUUCAUGAGAUCGAUGAGGAGAAGAAGAAGCGGGACCGCGCAGAGUUGAUGGAAAUUGCCCGGAGAAACGUCAAUAUGGCAAUCCAGGACUUGGACGAAGAAGUCUACGCCCGAACGGGCAAGCUGUCUCCAAGCAUGCAGCGCGAAUGGGAGGAGAAGGCCCACGAGCGUGCAAAAGCGGAGAUCGAGGCUCGACCGUCUACAUUUGGAAGGAUCCCUAUUGGUGGUCAGAGAUACAUGGACGAGGCUGAUGUGGAAGAGAUUGCCCGCUCGCGGAUUCAGCCCACCCUGGACGAGAUCUCAGAACGAGUCUCCGAACAAAAGGCUCGAGAGAUCGAGCGGCGGUUGGAUGAGGAGAGGAGGCAGAUGCUACGGGAAAUCGAGCGUGAACGAGAGUUUGACAUUAGGGAGGAGGAGAAGCGGCAAAAAGCGGCAGCGAAGCAGGCCGAGAAAGAACAGAAGGCCGCAAUGGCGGAGAAGAAACGCCUCAGCAGGGAGAGCCAAGGAUUAUGGGGCGGAGUAUUCCGAAAAAGGAAGCCGUCUGAAGAGGCAGGUGUUACGACGGAGAAAUCGAGCGAAGAGAUCGAACGAGAAGCAAGUGAGCAGGCCGCCGCCGCCGGCGCCGGCGCCGCCGGUGCUGAUUAUGAGCAUGACCACGAGGACGAGCAAGAACAGCGCCGUGUCAGUGAACAGGAACAAGGCGUUGUCCAGGGGCCAGGCACCGAGCAGGAGCAAGGUCGUGUUCCUGAUGGAGACACCGUAUCCCAGACCUCCAGACCUAGGAGUACCGCUGAAGAGCUUAUUGAAGCGGCGUCUUCUGCUGCACGCGAAGCAGGAGUAGAAGACAUUACGGCGGUCACCGGUGCUGCUCAAGAAGCUGCUGAAGCUGCUGCUCAGCCUCCUCCUGACGGGGCUGACGAGGCGGUCACUGAGACAGCUGCCGUGGUAGAAACAAGCCCGAUUUCAACAACACCCCCGAAAGGACAGUCCCGGCUGAAGAUCUGGUUCAAGGCCAAAGUCGGCCGUCGGUCGAGCAAGCCGCCUCCACCAGAGCAGACACCUCAACCUCAAGAGACUCAGACAGAGGAAACCCCGUCCAGAGUGACCGGCGGCCCUGGAGUCACGGCCGACAUGCCCGGAGGUCCCCUCAGCUCGCACCCCGUCACCGAGCGGGAUCUUGCUCCGAGUUCGAGUGCGCAGACGGAGAAUGAGAAUGAUCAUGCCGAUACACUGUCCGAGACUGUCAACCAUAUCCGGCAGUGGAGCACCUCGACAGCUGGAUCUGAUGCUGCUGAAGGGCAGAAGGCUGAAGGUAGCAAGAACAAUAACAAUAACAGUAGCGGCAAUGGCAAUGGCAACGGCAAACGGCGUCGUCUCCGGAUGAGCCUCAAAAACAUCAUCACUCACAAAUCUUCAGACGAGCCUAGUUCAGCGGGAGCAGCCUCCUCAUCACAAAUUUCUCCAACAACGCAGGCUCCGACAUCAGCAGCAGAAGCAAGGAAGAACGGUGAGACCGCGUCCGCUCCGGCUGCGGCUGCGGCUCCCAGUCGUCCAUCGCCUUCUCGUGCCAAUACGAUGGAGCGCGAUGAACUGCGAGACAGCUUUGUCGAGGAGACCUUGCCGCCGCCUCCGAGUCUUGUUGGCGCGGCAGGAGGGCGACGGAGCUUGAGCUCGGCUGCGUCUGCGUCAGGUAGGGAGAGUCGAUUCUCUGAGGAUCUGUAG